CUAAGAGCUUGCUUCUGUGUUUCCUUCCUUUCAGAAUGUCAGUACUGGGGCUCGGACUUGCAGCUUCCUGAAAUGCCUUUUGACGAGGUCUUGCACAGUGAUGAAAGUGCAUACAAGUGGCUGUGCACCCUAAAGAAAGUAGGAAUUGUGCUACUGACAGGAGCCCUGACUAGGCAGGGAGAGUUGGUUAAACUUGGCCAAAGGAUUGGUUUCCUGCGCCUCACAUUUUAUGGACCAACUUGGCAAGUGCAAGACAAAACAGAUGCUAACAAUGUGGCUUAUACAAGCGGGAAGCUAAGUUUUCACACUGACUACCCUGUUCUGCAGCAUCCACCUGGGGUUCAGUUUCUUCACUGUAUAAAGCAAACAGCUGCAGGAGGUGAGAGUGAAGUGGUAGAUGGAUUUCAUGUAGCCAACAAGCUGAAGAAACAAAAUCCUCAAGCAUUUCAGAUCCUGUCCUCUAUUGCCGUAGACUAUACAGAUGUUGGGGUCGACUACUGUGAUUUUGCUAUGCAAUCCAAACAAAGGAUUAUAGACGUAGAUCACAGAGGUCAAGCAGUUCGCAUCAAUUAUAAUAAUGCAACAAGAGACACGGUGUUUGACAUACCAGCUGAAAAAGUGCGGCCAUUUUAUGCAGCUCUGAAGGAAUUUGAUGAUUUAUUAAACAGCACAGAACACAAGUUUGCUUACAAGAUGAAACCAGGGGACGUAGUAACAUUUGAUAACUGGCGCCUGCUUCAUGGUCGCCGAAGCUACCAGUCGGGAGCCGAAGUGACUCGCCACCUGGAGGGCGCCUACGCAGACUGGGAUGUGGUCAUGUCCAGGCUCCGGCUUCUGCGGAAGAAGGUCCUGGACAGGAACUAAGCUUUCUCCUGACUUGAAUAAGCAAAACCUAGAUUGUCUAUGCUUAAAAAAAGCAAAGAAAAAUAUCCAACAUAUUUUGUUUCCAAAAACCAACAUCAUGAAUAUAUUUUCAAGUUCCAUAAGCUCCCUGUUCAUAACAAUUUAAGAUUUAUCUAUGUCCUGACCUUUGAACCUGUAAAGCCAUUGCUGCCUUGGUUAGUUCAUUUGCUUUUUGAUCUUGUAAGUAGUUUUGCAUGUUGCUAUUAUCAGUUUAUAGGGCUGAUGGGGUAUCAGAACACCUUGAUUUACCAUUACAAGUCUAUCUAUGCUCCCUAGAAAGCUUUUCUGAGAGGCAUUACUUCUUGCAUUAUUUCUUGCAUAAAUAAUAGCCAAACUUAGUUAUCAAAAUGAGCAAUCACUGCUUUGGAGUUAUUUCUGUAUGGUCACCUUGCUAGAUAGAGCCACACUUUAAUAAAAAGUUCUCUUUAUUCAACAGAUGUUUUCUUCUCUAUAUUCCAAUUUACAGGGUAUUACUAUCACAGCAACAAAUAACCUUUACUAUACAUCCGGUCCUAUCAGCUCACAACCAUAGAGCAAUCUGAGAAUACAUCAUAUUAAUUUUCCUCUGCAUUAUGAAUAGAAAUGAAUCUCAGGGUAGAGGCUGCAAAUAGGGCUGGAAAUAACAUAAGACGCUGCACAUAGAUGUAAUUAAGAUCUUCAGGGCAAAUAGACUUCUGAGGGAAUUUGAGAAGAGGAAUGCUGAUUCCAUUUUACAACGAGUAAUUACACAGCACAGAGAGUCAGUUAUUGACUCAGCGUCUGACAGAGAAGCAAGGAUUGAACCUAGAUCCAUAUUUGAUAUACCAAAUACAAGAGCAAACCUUUAAUAAACUUGGUCUGCAGGAUAUUUUCGCCUUUAUACUAUGGACUCUUCUUGAAGUCACAUUCUGUAUAUAGGUCACCCUAUGCAUCAACUACUGCAGCUGAAGCCGUACACAAUAGGUUAGCUACAGGGCUCCAUCACUGUUUUUCCUUAAUGUUGAUUAUGAUCAGAUGCCAAUUUGAAAAAGAAAUAAUUUUAAAAUACAUGUUUUCAAACCCAACAAUAUCUUUUGCAUACAGGGCUAUUUUUUUUAACUCUCCGUAUGGCUGCAGAGUUAGCAGAACACCUUCUCACCCAUGCUGAGAACCCAACAAAAUAACUACACCUCCACCCUCAAACCCUCUCUAUUCAGCUGUUUAUUUUCAAAUUAUUGCUUGGAAGCCAAUUAAGUGUUAGUUUCCUCCUCGUAGGUUAGAACAGUAGAACUGUAACUAUGGAAUUAAAUAACUAUAGAGUUAAAUAUACUGAGAAAAAAAAAGUGAGCACCUAAUGUAAACUUGCAAAUACUCCCAGAAUAUUCUAUUCAUUAUCUACAGUCAACAGAUAUCUCACCUUGAUAAUCAAACAAAACUAAGUAAGGAUUUGGAUGGGAACUAGCAUUGUGUGGUUCAAAUCCAUUUAUCUUUAAUAAACAGUGAAAUGUAUUUGCAUUAAAGUUUUGAUGUGACACUAAGAUACAGCAGAGCAUUUUGGCUUUUAGUGGUUAUUUGAUUUCUCAGUGACUCCUUUAAUAAUUAACUUUGGAAAGAUGAGGAAAAUAUUUUUGCCUUUGCUAUAAAAGGGGGAAAAGAUGGGGAAAGUCUUAUACCUAUAUUCCUAUAAUAUACCAACAGUAUUGUGCUUUAACUGUGAUAUUUUGCAUGUAACUUACUUUAGUGAAGAUUACCAUUCAUAGCUUAGAACAUCUUGGGAUUCAUACAAAUGUUUAGUAGAAAGAGACAUUCUCUGCUUUUAUCCUAUACUUUUCUAAAACCUUUUUUAUUCACAUUGUUUUCUGUUUAUUAAAAGCUAUUAUGGAACUGA
Struthio camelus australis is the source of this 2749-nucleotide messenger RNA. The record is from RefSeq and is a predicted model, not a curated record. Lineage: Eukaryota; Metazoa; Chordata; Aves; Struthioniformes; Struthionidae.